Molecule: messenger RNA, 1403 nt
Organism: Symsagittifera roscoffensis
Lineage: Eukaryota; Metazoa; Xenacoelomorpha; Acoela; Convolutidae
Product: ubiquitin-conjugating enzyme E2 J1-like
Exons: 3
Coding region: 95-1210 (371 amino acids)
Source: RefSeq, a predicted model, not a curated record
AGGUUCAAUGUGUGAAAGUAUAUUGAGUGGUUCUAGUUAGAACUAGUUAGUAUAGCAGCUGCAUUGCAACAUAUACGACUAGAGAGAGAGUGUUAUGUCUUAUAACAAGAACAAUGCUGGCGUGAGACGUCUGAUGCGGGAGGCGAUUGAGAUGAAGGAGGCCACUGAUCUGUACCAUGCACAGCCCAUAGACGACGACAACCUGUUCGAGUGGCACUUCACUGUGCGAGGACCCCCUGACACGGAGUUCGAGCAGGGCAUCUACCACGGACGCAUCUCCUUCCCACCCGAGUACCCCAUGAAGCCCCCCAGCAUUUUCAUGUUGACCAAAAACGGCAGGUUCGAGGUGAACAAAAAGAUCUGUCUGAGUAUCUCUGGCUACCACCCGGAGACCUGGCUGCCCUCCUGGUCUGUGCGCACUGCACUCCUCGCCAUCAUCGGAUUCAUGCCCUCCAAAGCAGAAGGGGCGGUCGGGUCAUUGGACUACACACCUGAAGAGCGAACAAACCUGGCCAAGUUCUCGCUGUACUUCAAGUGUCCCAAAUGUGGCAUCCACUGUGGGGACAUCCUGAAACAACGUGAACAAUUAACAUCAUCUUCGUCCGCAUCCACCCACAAAGACUUGGAACUAGCGAAGAGUUUGGCACAGAAAAGUUUCACUCAAACUGCCACCUCGAGUACUGUGGACAUAAAAGAGAGGGGGGGCGACGAGGAAAAGGGGACAACGGCAGUUAGAAAACACAGCGAUGCUUUUCGGAGAGAUUCGGCUGAGGCGUGUCCGGUUGUUUCAUCAGGUAGGGACAAUCUCUCAGCUGAAUCUCAACAGAGCUCCGAAGUGCCUCAAAUUCCACAAACAUCGCCGUCUAGUACAUUGAAUGCCUCGGAUUCCAGUUCAGUGCGAUUAAGAACAGCAGAAACCAUAUGUUUGACAAACAUAAGCAAUGGAACAAGUGCAGCCGCAUCGGAAAUACACCAAAGAGUAACUGAUUAUCCCAAAACGCAACCAGAGAGAAGUCGACCGCCAACGCAGAGCAGCCGUCAAACUAGAGUUGCCGUCCAGCGAGCGAGACAGGAAACAGAUGUCACACAACUGGGCCUGAUCAUAAUUGCAUUGAUCAUUCUGCUCGCGAUAAUUUCACUUCUUCUGAGACGGCUUCUGAGCGAAUAUCCGGAAAUACUGAAAGCAAUUGGCCUGGACAAGACUCUUUGAGGCAGUGGAAUUCAAUGUAAUUGUCAAGACUCUAGUAUAAAAUUAAACUCCAAGGGGCAAAUUCGAUUUUCAUGAAGACUCAAAAUGUUUCAAACCAUAUAAAAGGUUAUAUUAAAUUCAAACUGGUGCUCUGUAAAACUUAUUUAAUUACGGUUACUUCGGUUCAAUUGGUUCUUUGCUAGUCUAAAAUAUA